Messenger RNA from Frieseomelitta varia, 2594 nucleotides. RefSeq lists its product as uncharacterized. The coding region runs from base 213 to 2435 and encodes 740 amino acids. Gene Ontology annotation, biological process: negative regulation of DNA-templated transcription. The record is from RefSeq and is a predicted model, not a curated record. The transcript has 10 exons. Gene Ontology annotation, molecular function: nucleosomal DNA binding; nuclear receptor binding. Lineage: Eukaryota; Metazoa; Arthropoda; Insecta; Hymenoptera; Apidae. Gene Ontology annotation, cellular component: SWI/SNF complex.
AGACUACACAAUUUUAGUUUAAGAUUAAAAUGAGAAGAGGUAUUUUUAUUGUAGAAUAUGAAGCAUUGUGAAUGCGGUUAAAUGAAUUUCUUAAAGUUUGGAAUAUACUAUAUUUUUCUGAAUUACACACGAUAUAAAAAUUAGUAGUAUUUGAAUAUUAUUAAGUGCAUUCGUUAUAUCAUUGAGAAAAUAAAGCCUACUCGGCAUACAAAAUGGCUUUGCCUCCGAACUAUAAGCAAGUAGCAAUGGCUACUUCAAAUAUUGUUGCAUCUAAUCAAAGACUUAGAGCUUCUGGUGGAAGUAGUAGUAGUUCAACUAAUAGUAAAGAUGCACAAAGCCCAUUUAUUCAAACGCCUCAUAGUCAUCCAGGAUUUACACCACAGAAAGUUGGAAAAAAUACAAAUGCUGAUUCUCGUAUGCCUAAACCACCUAAGCCACCAGAAAAACCUCUUAUGCCUUACAUGAGAUAUAGUAGAAAAGUUUGGGAUCAAGUGAAAGCUCAAAAUCCAGAAUUAAAAUUAUGGGAAAUAGGAAAGAUUAUUGGACAAAUGUGGAGAGAUUUACCUGAAGAAGAUAAAACUGAAUUUAUUGAAGAAUAUGAAGCAGAAAAGGUUGAAUAUGAGAAAAGUUUAAAAACUUAUCACAAUUCACCUGCAUAUUUAGCUUAUAUUGCCGCUAAAAAUAGAGGGAAAUCUGCAUUAUGUGCAGCACAACAAAAUAAUGAUGAUCGAGAGAGUCAUGAACGUUCAUCUGGCAGUACCAAAGGACAAGCAGCACAAGAUAGAAGAAUAGAUAUUUUACCUGCAGAAGAUGAUGAUGAUCAAGAUGAUGGAUAUUCUGUAAAACAUGUUGCGUAUUCCCGAUAUACUCGAAAUCAUCGUCUUAUUAAUGAGAUAUUUAGUGAUACUGUAGUUCCUGAUGUUCGCUCUGUUGUUACUACACAACGAAUGCAAGUAUUACGUCGUCAAGUACAAUCUUUAACAAUGCAUCAGAAAAAGCUAGAAGCAGAAUUGCAACAAAUAGAAGAAAAAUUUGAAGCAAAGAAACGUAAAUUUAUUGAAACGAGUGAAAUAUUCCAAGAAGAAUUAAAAAAACAUUGUAAACCAGCUGUAGAUGAAGAAACAUUCAAUAAAAUGGUAGAACGACAAUAUGAAACGCUUAGACGAGAUAGAUUAAAAGGUGCAGAAGAAAAUCGCUCAGAUGGACCUGCAUCAAGUGAAUCAACUCCAAAUUCUACUCCUACUCCAACUCCUGCUCCUAUUAAUGAUGAAACACCAUCUGAUGUUACUGACAAUGAUACAAUAGAUAAAAAAUCAAAUGGUUGUGAAAAAUCUAAUAAUGAAAUUAAAAAAGAAACAUCUUCACCACCAUAUACUGAAAAUAAGCCAGAACCUUCAUCUCAAGGAAAUGUUAAUCAACAUACAUCCAACUCUGGCAUGUAUAGUGGAACUAUUAGUCCAAUACAACAGCAGCAACAGCAGCAGCAGCAGCAGCAAACGCCGCCACCACCACUACCACAACAACAGCAGCAGCAGCAACAACAACAACAACAACCACCGCCACCUCCACCACCUUCGCAAUCACAGCCACAACCGCAACUACAACUACAACCACAACAACAGCAGCCACCACCAAUACAACAUCAACAGCCACCAUCUCAACAACAUCUACAGCAUCCACAGCCACCACCACCGCCUCAACAACAACAACAACAACAACAACCAUCGACGCAACAAUCACAACCAUCUUUACAAUCACAGCAACCUGCUACUACAACAGUUGCUGCUGUAGCAGUAGUUGCUAAUACAAAUGUAACUGCAAAUACACCGAAUAUGCCGCCUGUUUCUUCACCGGCUCCUCUUAUACAACACAAUCAUCAUCAACAAGGAAUGUUAGCUAAUCAUUCAAUACCACCUCAUCAAGCAACACAAGGAACCCAAGGAACGCAGGUGCUUCCACCUCAAGGACCAGUUUCUAAUCCACAUACUCCCCAGAUGAUUCCACCGAAUCAAGGCUACAGUCAAUAUCAACCAGGACCUACUCAACAGGCUCAAAAUGUUCCAUUAGCUCCAAGACCUCCACAUCCAUCUUAUGCUUAUCCUCAGCAACAACCAUAUCAUCAACCAUAUCCUCAAUAUCCACAUCCAUAUUACCAUCAGCCAUAUUCGCAAUAUUCACCACAUACUAUGGGUCGCCCACACAGCCAUGGACCUCAUAGUCCACACAGCCCUCAUUAUCAUCCACAAUCUCCUCAUGCUGUUGGAGAAAAUAAUACUACUAAUAACAGUGUACCUGGUUCAAACACUGCUUCUGUACCAACUUCUGAUGCCAGUAAUUCAUCUUACUCAUCAGUAUCGGGACAUUGUGAAAAUGAACGUUCUGUUGCUUCAGAAGGUCAAGAAGGUCAAGCAGAUAUGAAAUCAGGAUCUGGUUAAUUAUUUUUUAUAACUGCAUACAUCUAUUUAUAGGUUUCCCUUAAUUUUGUGUAAACCAUAAAAUUACAUUUAAAUAAUAUUGAUGCAUUUAAACAGUUACAAUAAAUUUGUCAUAUUCACUCAGUUUGUACAAUAAAAAUGCAUUAUUAAUCUUUUUUU